UGAUAGGGCUCCCAUCUGUUUUCAGUGUUUUCUUCAGUGUCUCACUCAUCAGCCAUAUCAACAAUCACCACAAUAUUUAUAUUUCUCUCGCAAAUAUUACGUAUUUCUAUAUAUAGUGCCAUUAAAAUCUCGUCCGAUAAUGAAUUUCACGUUGCAUCUGUUUGCAUUAUUGCUUGCCACCUUCCUGCAAGGAAUCGCCGCUCUUCAAAAAGAGUUCACAAUCGUCAUCACGCCGGGUGGAAGGGAUUGCUUCUACGAGAAUGCACAGGCCAGUCAGACGGUUGACAUCGAGUACCAGGUUAUCGAUGGUUCCCACGGGGACUUGGACAUCAGUUUCGAGCUAGCAGAUUCCUCCGGUCGGCUAAUUUUCGCCGACUACAAAAAAUCCGAUAACAUCCACCGGUACAAGCUGACGCACGAUACCGAGCUCACAUUCUGCUUCAGCAACGAGUUCAGCCGGGUCAACAGUAAGACGGUGUUCUUCGAGUUGAUCAUCGAGGGCGAGGAUGAGGAUGGUGGUUGGAGCAACUUUGACAUUUUGGAAGGGCUUAGCCCGGAGGAAUUUUACGACAUGAAGGUGCAGGACGUACAGGAUAUAAUUAAGCGCGUGAGGAACAAUCUGACCAAAGCUCGACAAUUUCAAGAUGUUUUGCGAUCACACGAAGCCCGUGAUCGAAACGUGGCCGAAGAGAACUACUUCAAAGUGAACACAUGGUCAUUCUUUCAAAUCAUCAUAAUGCUGUGCGUCGGUUUUUGUCAAGUGGUAAUGGUCAAAAGUUUGUUCGAUACUGAGUCCAAGGCGCAUAAAAUCUGGACCAAAAUGUAGGUAAAGUUAGAAUGCUUCGUUCCUUUUUCACUUCUAGGCCAGAAGUAUUUUGGAUCUCCAAACAAACAUCAGUCAACUGCUUUCACUUCCUAAUGAUUUCUUAUUUAUAAUCGAGUAGAUCUAGAUAACGAUAUGCGCUCAAAAUCGGAGGAGCAAUCUUAUGAACGCCAAAGCAACAUUAGGGUAAUUGGAUUGAUAAAUAUAUC
This is a messenger RNA of Armigeres subalbatus, 1032 nucleotides long. RefSeq names its product transmembrane emp24 domain-containing protein 1 (gene opm). The record is from RefSeq and is a predicted model, not a curated record. The transcript is spliced from 4 exons. Gene Ontology annotation, biological process: Golgi organization; intracellular protein transport; endoplasmic reticulum to Golgi vesicle-mediated transport. Lineage: Eukaryota; Metazoa; Arthropoda; Insecta; Diptera; Culicidae. The coding region runs from base 140 to 826 and encodes 228 amino acids. Gene Ontology annotation, cellular component: Golgi apparatus; endoplasmic reticulum-Golgi intermediate compartment; endoplasmic reticulum.